AUGCGCAAGACAGCCAUGGAGACCAUGCUGAUCAUGGAAGCCACGCAGACCCCGCAGACCAUGGAGAUCAUGGCCAUGAUGAGCAGCACCAUGAGCAUGAGGAUCAUGAAGAACAUGAACAUGAUGAUCAUGAACAUGAAGAGCAUGAACAUGAGCAUGAAGAGGAGGGAGAUGAGAUGGAGGAAACGGUUGAGGCAGCCGAAUUUGCGCAUGAAAAUGGAGCUGCAAGUGGGGCUCCUUUCUGGCGCAGUUUCCAGAAGAGGUCGCAGUCACAUGCAAAACCGACUCCAGAUUCAGCUAGCGCCACCAAUGCAGAGGCAGUCCUGA
Durusdinium trenchii is the source of this 327-nucleotide messenger RNA. NCBI's taxonomy places the organism in Eukaryota, Dinophyceae, Suessiales, Symbiodiniaceae. The record is from the annotation of a GenBank genome assembly.